Messenger RNA from Ectocarpus sp. CCAP 1310/34, 1235 nucleotides. Lineage: Eukaryota; Phaeophyceae; Ectocarpales; Ectocarpaceae. The record is from the annotation of a GenBank genome assembly.
AUGCAAAGCACCCGUCACCACCAACUAGUAGUUGCAGCAGCGGGUUUUUGGCAAUUGCUGGCGGUGCCUGGAAUAAAAAGAGUAAAAAAGGAAGAACUUCUGGGCCAUUCUAUCGCGAAACAUCUGUAUAUCUCGACGUCCACUACGUCGAUUCGCAAGCAGGUUGCUGCAGUAGAUGCGGAGUGAGCGAGAUAUCACCUAGAUCUGUCCGUCCUGUGAAUGACUGCCCCCUUAUGUCCACUCUUAUUGCUGUUUUGUAGGCAUAUCAACACAACACGCAAGCACGCACGCCAACAAGCCGCUUCUCUUCCUGCCGUUAGCUACAGCAGCGACGGCGUCUUGCUUCGAUGUCCCACACUCCUCCUUCUGUGUGUGAUGUGCUGGGUGCUCUGCAUGCUAUGUCUCUCGUGUAUUGCCCAGAACGCAGGUGAAGUGUGCGCCUCUUGCGCCCCUUGUCAUUUGUGCCACAGUACCGGGCGGCCAAGUCCCGCCUGUACUUCUAGUACAAAAAAUUGCGCAACACGAGCGACGAGCGGGGCGCCGCCACUAAAGCACGGCCUCUACCUACAUAAUCCGAAUCCACUCGCCUGUCCCAGAUUCUGUUGAAGUCCCUCCUGAUCUCACGGCCACACGAUAGGUACUUGGACCAAACCAGACCGUCGGUGUUGGAGAGCCUUUUGGCUGCGGCAAAAGGCAGCGGCAUCGCGACCGCGGGGCAGAACACCGCAUGCGUAGAAGGUGUGGAUAAGAUUUGUGUUCAUCUCUCGUUGUACAGAAAUAUUUCCCACGAAACCCUUGGGAGUAUGUGUGCCCAAGGAUUGUGCCCGACAAGUCUAUUACAGCCAUGAUGUACCAACAGCACGACUACGCACCGCAGCACCAGCGGGAGAGAGCGCCUACACUAUUGUACGACAGCAGUAUUAUUGCAGUUGUACAGCCAGCCUGUGCUUUGUGCGUGUCUAUCCCUUACCUGAAUCGUUUCCGGUGGUCAUGCCCAUGAGGUCUUGGGUCAGCCAACUCGGGGGGGUUUGAAUGACCACGGUCUUCCACCAACACAGGAAGCUUGGAACGGUGAAGUUCUUGUAGUUGGUCCUGGCGUGUGCAUCCCUCUGUUGGGUUGACAUGGUCCCGGCCUCCCGCUUGGUGACAAGGCACUGGUAGUAAGCUGCCGCGUUCUGGAUGAGCGAUAGGUGCUUCGGAUCCUGUUUGGUAUGACUGAGGUACUCCAGCAGAUC